UAAUGAAUCUCUACGCUUCUCUCUCUGCAAUUACUCCUUGAGAGCCUCUCUCUCUAAAGUAUUGAGUAUUGCUGACUUGAGCGUUGGAGUGUUUUCCCCGAGGAAAUAUCCUCGGGAUUUUCAGGUGUAGAAGCAGCUGAAGACUUAAACAGUGUUGGAUUGUGAAGCUGCCCAAACAUUUGGCGCCGUCUGUGGGAACCCGAACAAGAAGUCAUGUGGCUUAACUUGCUGAAAGAUAAUAUGGUUCAUACCUUUACAGGAGGCCGCCCUCCAAGAAAUGAAAUGGACGAACAGGAGGACACUCAUGUAUCUGAGCCCGGCUUGAAUGAUUUUAGGCCAAUGCCAAGAAAUCUUUUUGUAGGGGGAGCCGAACAGGAUCACCUAAGUGAGACAGAUGAUGAAAGAACACCAACUGGGUAUGCAACCCAGCCUGAACAGUUCCAAGUUCCAACAGGAACAAGACAAAGACCUGUUAGACCGUACAAUUCACGGCGUGAACGACCUGAAAGGUCAACAGAACCUGCUCGGACAACCGAGCUCGAAGAGAGAACCAGAGUUCUCGAAAUGGCAAUGGGCCGGCCGAGAAAGAAAGAUCCGCCGCCUAAGGGUGGUUCUGCAACAAAAACAAGAGAUCUGAAAGAUGAUAAUGGGGAGCAAAAUAGCAUCUCAGUUGAGGAAACCAACAAAGAGCAAACAGAGGUCGUGAAGCUUGCUGCUCGCAAUCCUCACCAGAUGGGUCUUGAAAUUGAGAAAUCGGGGCGUUUGAGCCCAGAUCUAGGGGAGAAAGAAGGGGACGAUGAAGGGAUUUUGCUAGAUCUAGCUGUCUCGAUGCAAUGCCAGAGGAAAAGCAGAUCUGAUGCUUGUUCCAGGGAUGAUAGAGCAGAUAAGGGGAAGAACGAGGCCGACCCCGUGGAAGGGAAAGCAGCGAAGGGAAAGAAGGGAGUGCACUCGGAGACUCAGCCCUCUGUCAUCCAGAUGAAGCAACCUGCGGGGGAAAAGGAAGCUGGUUCUACAUCCGGUACGGCGAUUUCUCCUAGUGCUCGGUGGAGUGACCUGAUUGAGAAGGAGAAAGGGGAAGUUCAACCAUCCCUAAAGCAGAAGCCACUGCGUAGUUGGGCUUCGGUAGUGGAAGGGAAUAGGGAUAUCAGUAAAGGAUGGGAUUUGCAAUACAUAAAACCUCAAGAUCCAACUGGUGCUGUGGUUAUUACCGAGGAUGAGUGGGUUAAAGGGUCAAAGAUUUGGGAGAAUGCUCUUGUUGGGUAUGUUCUGGGAUCUAAACCUGAGUUUAAGGAUAUUGCUAAUUUCGUGAAUAACAGGUGGAGGGAAUUCCAGGUGCCUAAGGCAUUUAUGCUGCGAAAUGGAGUUUUCUUGUUUGAUUUUGGUAAUGGAAACGCAAAGCAGGCGGUGCUAGAGAGGUGCUGGACAUUUAAUGGGCACCCUUUGAUUUUGAAACAGUGGACUCCAGAUUUUGAUCCUGACAAUUUGGAUAUCAGUAAGAUUCCUGUUUGGAUCCAAUUUCCUGAACUCCAUUUGAGUCUUUGGAACCUUGAGAGCUUAGGAAAGCUAGCAAGCUAUGUGGGAGUUCCUAUUGCAACUGAUGCAUUAACAGCCAAAAGGCAAAGAGUGGCUUAUGCUCGUAUGCUAAUAGUUGGCAAGAAGUCUAUUGAGGGGAAUGAUGAAGUAUGUGGUGGUGAAGUGCAAACUGCUACAAAUGUGAAGCAGAGUACACUUUCACGUUCUUCUGGAGAGCUGAUAGGGGAAAGAAAUGAGCAAAGUCCAGUGCAACUGGAAGUGGGAGCUGUGAAGUCAAUGAAUCUGCAGAGUGAGAUUAGUACUGGCACAGGAGAUAAAGAGAUGAUGCAAAAGGCAGCAGGGGGAGAAUCUUCUAUAAUUGGGGAUGUUAAAUUUUUGUGCACAAUAGUCUAUGCUUUUAAUACUUUUGAUGGUCGACUAGCAUUAUGGGAUCAAGUUAGAGCUCUAGACGUUGAAAAUGUGCCAUGGAUAAUUUCUGGAGACUUUAAUACAACUCUAAAUUAUGGUGAAAGGGUGAAGCCUAGUGGAGUUGUUUGGGGAGAUACCUCUGAGCUCAAGGAUUUUGUCAGUAGAAUGGAGGUUUUUGAUUUGCAAUUUUCAGGUGCUUUCUUCACUUGGAGUAAUAAGCAAGGGGAAAAUGACAGGCUGUGGUGUAAGCUGGACAGGGGCUGCCCUAUGUUUGUUGUAGUGCAGAAAUUGAAAUUGGUAAAACAGAAGAUGAAGCAGCUACAUAAAAAUAGAUAUGGAAACUUGGAGGGAAGAAUAAAAGAUAUGGCAGCAGAGCUACAAAAUGUUCAAGCUUCCAUGCAGAAUGCUUUAUUUGAUGAGACUCUGGCUGCAAAGGAAAAGGAACUUCAACGUGAAUUAACUAAGCUUGAGAGAGCAAACCUGUCCGUAAUUGCCCAGCGAGCUAAAGUAAUUUGGCUAAAGGAGAUGGACUCUAAUUCUGCUUAUUUUCAUGCUAAAGUAAAGGAGAGGCAGCAUAGAAGUGUUAUUAACUCCAGCCUGAACAGUGAAGGAGUUAGAGUGACCCAGCCUGAACUUAUAGAACAAGAGUUUUUAAUGUUUUAUCAAAACUUGUUUGGAAAGGCAAAAGAAGGUGUUCAAGCAGUUGAUAUGAAUGUUAUUCGCAGGGGCAGAGUGUUAACUACUAAAGAGUCAGAAGAGUUAUGCAGGCCAUUUACUGCUAAGGAAGUGGAGAUUGCCCUAUUUUCAACUCCUUCUAACAAAUCACCAGGGCUUGAUGGAUUCACUUCAGGGUUCUAUAGAGCAGCCUGGUCAAUAAUUAAAAAUGAUGUCACGGCCGCUGUGUUGGAUUUCUUUGACAGUGGGAAAAUCCUCAAGCAAAUUAAUGCCACCAAUAUCACUAUUGUUCCAAAGGUGAGUUGCCCAAAUGUUGUCAGUGAUUAUAGGCCAAUAGCUUGUUGUAAUGUCAUCUACAAGAUCUAUAACAACAAAUUUAUUGAUUUGCCAAGAUCUGAUGACAUUAUGCUCUUUUGUAAGGCUGAUGAGGAGUCCAUUGUAUUGAUAAUGCAAAAGUUUGAGGAGUUUGCUCGAGUUUCUGGGUUGGAAGUGAAUAGAAUGAAGAGUGAGCAAAGGUUCUGUGAGUUGAUCUCAAAGGAUGAGAUUGCUGUUUGGGGUCAUGACCUUACAGUUUGUGAGUGGUGGGAUGGUUUAGAUUGGACAAUUCCAGAUAGUUUUGUGAGAAGACAUCCCAUGCUUGUCCAGAUUAUUAGAUGUCAAAAACUAUCUCAACAAGUGGACAAGGUUAUAUGGAAACCUGCAAAGAAUGGUUUGUUUACUAUUUCAAGUUGCUAUGAGUGCCUAAGAGUGAAACGCCCAAAGGUAGAAUGGCAUCAUAUUGUUUGGGCAGGGUGCAUUUUCCCGCGACAUAGAUUCAUCUUUUGGUUGGUAUUGCGGGGUAGACUAAAAACUAAAGAUUUACUAACUAGUAGAGGUAUGAGAAUUGAGAAAGGGUGCUGCUUGUGUGGUAGAUAUGAUGAAACUUGUGAGCACCUGUUUUUUGAUUGUAGUUUUGCUAAAGAAGUGUGGAGGUUAGUCUUGGACUUCUUGAAUAUUCACAGACAACCAAAAAGGUGGAGUGUUGAAUGGCUAUGGUUAAAGAAGGCAUGUAAAGGCCGAUCGACGCAGUCAAACAAGUUGAAGGCUGCCGUAGCUGCCACUAUAUAUAUGAUUUGGCAGGAAAGAAAUAGGAGAGUAACUCUUAGUAAGGAUGCACAACCGGCUGCGGUUGUUACAACUCGAAACUCCCCCGCUCUCAGCAACAUAGUAGUGCCGACCAGGCCAAGGGGAAGCGGGAAGCUAAACCUCGAGCCCAGCUCGUCCAAACAUAGUGAAGAACUGAUGAAAAAGAACGCAGACCUUGAAAGACAGCUGCGAGAUGUACAAAAGUCUAUUGACGAGCUGAAAAGUCCCAGGUCGCACCAACAGACCCUGGAUUUGGAUAGUGCUCCCCUAAAUCUAUCCAUCACAGCAGAACCCUAUAAAGAAGGAUUCAAAAUUCCCCACCUGGAGACAUAUGAUGGCUCAGGCGACCUCGAUGAACAUCUGCACACUUAUCAAGCCAUCAUGAGAAUUCAAAAUGCAAAUGAUGCCAUGAUGUGCAAAGGGUUUCCAGCAACGCUGAAAUCAACAGCCAGGAGAUGGUAUCACAAGCUCCCCAGACAUUCGAUAGACUCUUACUCCCAGCUCGCCAAGCUAUUCUCCAACAAAUUCGUGAGCCAAAGAGAGAUCAAACGCACAGCGACCGAGCUGAUGCAAGUUAAUCAAAAGGAAGGGGAAUCUCUGAGAGACUACAUGCAGCGAUUCAACAAAGCCACUCUGGACAUUGACAAUGUCCCUGACACCAUCUGUCUGUCUGCAUUGCUGCAUGGCUUGAAGCGUGGUCGGUUCCUAGACGACCUGCUAGAGAACCCACCCAGGACUUGGAAUGAAGUGAAUGACAGGAACAGCCACCGAGGAGAGAAGAAAAGAAAAAGCAAAAGGUCAGCGAGCAGUGGGGGAAGCCCGCUGACUUCCCAAAAUAAGAGCAAACAUUGUGACUACCAUCGUGUGUAUGGCCACAAUACAGAAGACUGUCAACACUUGAAGGAUGAGCUGGAGUUUCUGGCUCGCAAUGGAAAGCUAGAAGGAUAUGUUCAGAAGCCCCACGCCCAGCAACCCACUCAAACUCAUUUUGUACAGGGUUACGAUCGACCUCAAGGGCAGAGGUACCAGCUCGGUGGGGCACAGAAUGUAUAUCAGGAUAGCCAGUAUCUUUCUGACCAGGGGAGGGCAUACAGAGGGCGUCCGUUCAACAGGAGAGGACAGGGACAGAGAGCUACUGCUCAGAACCAAAAAGAUAAGAAAGGGGUAGGCUAUGCUGGGAUACCCCCGCCCUCAAGUACAAUAAACAUGAUAUCAGGUGGUGUUCACUCUGGGGGCCAAAGCGUCCGAGCCCGCAAGGCAUAUGCCCGACAGGUGAUGACUGUCAACAAAAAUCGACCCUUGAAGCGGCCGUUUGAGGAAGCAGAAUGGGAGAGUACGCCUAUCACAUUCAGCCCGGCAGAUUACAAGCGAGCAGAAAGAGAGCCUGACAUUAUAAUGCCCCAUGCAGAUCCCUUUGUAGCAACGGUUCAUAUAGGCAAUCAUAAUGUCAAUAAGGUGUUUAUUGACACUGGCAGUUCACCAGAUAUCCUGUAUUGGAGUUGCUUCCAGAAGAUGCAGCUAAAUCCAAGCUCGCUGCAGAAGCACGAAGGGCCAAUAUACGGGUUUGAUAACCAGCCCGUCCCGGUCGAGGGAGUUAUCACUCUUCCUAUAUAUGUGGGCUCAGAACCACGCUUCAGGAUGGCUUCCGUCACCUUCCUGGUCGUUAAGAUGGAAUCAGCUUUCAAUGCUAUAUUAGGAAGAGCCACCCUGUGUGAACUGAAGGCUGUCAUCUCACAACCCCAUCUCUGCAUGAAAUUCCCAACUCCUCAGGGGGUAGGAGUGCUAAAGGGGAAUCAGAAGAUGGCUAGAGCCUGUUAUCAAGACACAUUCAAGAAGGUCGAGCUCGCCGCAGCCCCAGCAUAUGCUGAAGGCCGCAAGCCAACCCAGCUCGGUCAACAGACAAUGAGUAUAUCAGACAUUGAGCAUCGACCUGAAAGCGUCGAGCAGAAGGCAGAGCCAGUAGAGCCAGUGGAAACGCUCAGCACGGACCCCACCAGAAGGCCGGUGGUGCAAAAACGCCACCUUUUUGGCCUCGAGAAGCAAGCUGCCAUAGAUGAAGAGAUACAAAAGCUGUUACAGGCAGGCUUCAUCAGGAGAGUGGAGUACUCUGAAUGGGUGUCCAACCCUGUGCUCGUAAAAAAGCCAAACGGCAAGUGGAGGAUGUGUAUUGAUUUCACCAACAUCAAUGAUGCAUGUCCAAAAGACCCUCAUCCAUUGCCAAAUGUUGAGAAGUUGGUAGAACGGGCAGCUGGGCAUGAACGGAUGAGUUUUCUAGACGCCAGCUCGGGUUACCACCAGGUCCAGUUGUUGCUAGACGACCAGGAAAAAACAGCUUUUUACGCUGGUGACGCAAUAUACUGCUAUGUCAUGAUGCCGUUUGGCCUCAAAAAUGCUGGAGCAACAUACCAGAAGCUGGUGCAAAUCAUCUUUAAGCUCCAGAUCGGCAGAAACAUAGAAGUGUAUGUAGAUGAUAUGAUAGUCACCAGCAUGCGAGCUGAGGAUCACAUUGACGACCUGGAUGAAACUUUUCAAAACUUACGCCGAGCCCAGAUGAAGCUGAAUCCCUUGAAAUGCACGUUUGCUGUGGAAUCAGGGAAAUUCCUAGGGUACGUGGUAUCCAAGAAAGGAAUCGAAAUAAAUCCAGAGAAGGUCGAGGCCGUUCAGCAGAUGGAGCCUCCCAAGACUAUAAAAGAUGUACAGCGUCUGACAGGUCGGGUAGCUGCGUUGCACAGGUUUAUAGCCAGAUCGGCAAAAAGGUGUCUUCCGUUCUUCAAAGCUCUGCGGGAGCCUAAAAACUUUCAGUGGACUGAUGAAUGUCAACAGGCGUUUGACGAACUCAAACAAUAUUUGGCAUCUGCACCCCUGCUGUCCAAGCAUGUCGAUGGGGAAUGUUUAUUUCUUUAUCUGGGGGUCACAGAUGAAGCGAAACCUGAACUCUCUAGUCAGCUUAUUGGAUGGAGCGUCGAGCUGAGUGAAUAUGACCUGAAGUUUCGGCCACGCACAACCAUAAAAGGCCAGGCCAUUGCGGACUUUCUGGUGGAGUGCAUCUCAGCAACUAAGGAAGAAAAAGCACCCGAGCACCCAGUCUGGGUUUUGUAUGUUGACGGAGCUGCUAACAUUGAAGGGUCCGGUGCUGGAGCUGUGUUGAUAGGCCCAGAUGGCUUUAAAUCUGAGCAUGCAUUGCGGUUUAAAUUCCAGACCACUAAUAAUGCUGCCGAGUAUGAAGCCCUCAUUUAUGGUUUGAAGCUGGCGUCCGAGCUGAAGGUACAAAGCAUUCAGGUGUUCAGCGACUCUCAGCUCGUUGUGGGCCAGGUGAAUGGCAGUUGCGACAUCAGGGAUCCUCAGCUCAAUCGUUAUGCCUCUGUGGUCAACAGAUUGAAGUCGAUAUUUGCCCUUUUCCAAAUUGAUAAAAUACCAAGAGCAGAUAACCACCGAGCUGACGAGCUGUCAAAGUUGGCCUCCUCGCAGGACAUUAACCCUCAGAGAUCAACAAUUGUCGAGGUACUCGACGCACCGAGCUACAUUGAUUUCGCAGUCGAGUGUCAACUGCUAAGCACAGAUCCCUCUACACCGAGCUGGACCACCCUGCUCAUAAAUUAUCUACAAAGUGGCGAGCUACCUGAAGACCAGUCCGCUGCAAAAUUGAUUAAACGCAGGGCGGCACAUUUCACUUUGUUAGAUAACCAGCUUUACAAGCGAGUAGCCUCAAUGCCCCUAUUACGCUGCCUUACUCCUUAUGAAGCUGAAUACGCUGUGAGAGAAGUUCACGAGGGAGUAUGUGGCACGCACAUCGGUGGCAGAACUUUAGCUCGGAAACUCUUGAGGCACGGUAUCCGAGCUCGUUCUAAAGUUCAUGCAAACUUGGUGACUGUUUAUGAACUGAGCGUAAGUAUCCUUGUUAAAACAGGAGAAAUGCUCUCAUCACUUACGCCUCCUUGGCCCUUUGCUCAAUGGGGAGUCGACCUGCUCGGCCCUUUCAUGAAAGGCAAAGGAGGAUGCACUUACCUCGUUGUCGCGGUGGAUUAUUUCACCAAGUGGAUAGAAGCUAAACCAUUAUCCAUGACAACAGAGAAGAAAAUAGAAGAAUUCCUGUUUAAUUCAAUAUUAUGCAGGUUCGGCAUACCUAAACGGAUCAUAGCUGAUAAUGGUCCGCAGUUCCGAGCCGCGGCGCUGAGGUCGUUCUGCAAUGAUUAUGGAAUUGAGUUCGCCUUGACAUCUGUGUAUACUCCACAGUCCAAUGGGUUGACAAGCCUCAAUAAAGUGCUGUGGUCAUGUCGCGUGUUUUGGUUGCACAUACUAAUUGGGUUGACGAGCUCAAUAAAGUGCUGUGAUCAUGUCGUACUACGCCCAGCUCGGCCACAGGCGAAACCCCGUUCAGCCUGGCAUACGGAGCUGAGGCCGUCAUCCCCGUCGAGGUCGGAUUGCCAUCCGAUAGAUCAGAUCGUCAUGACGAUCAGAAUAAUGAACAACUCUUAAGAGAGAACCUAGACCUUGUGGAAGAAAUCAGGGAGAUGUCCCGAAUAAGAAACAUGGCACAUCAAAGUCGUGUUGCAAAAUUUUACAAUAAAAGAGUUCGAGCUCG
Molecule: messenger RNA, 8323 nt
Organism: Rubroshorea leprosula
Lineage: Eukaryota; Viridiplantae; Streptophyta; Magnoliopsida; Malvales; Dipterocarpaceae
Source: the annotation of a GenBank genome assembly